Messenger RNA from Quercus robur (English oak), 2778 nucleotides. RefSeq lists its product as uncharacterized. The transcript has 3 exons. The record is from RefSeq and is a predicted model, not a curated record. NCBI's taxonomy places the organism in Eukaryota, Viridiplantae, Streptophyta, Magnoliopsida, Fagales, Fagaceae. The coding region runs from base 1 to 2778 and encodes 925 amino acids. Gene Ontology annotation, molecular function: protein dimerization activity.
AUGCUGCUAGAUCAGAAGUUUAAGCUUAAGGAUCUAGGUGACUUGAUGUUCUUUUUUGACUUGGAAGUGGCUAGAUUAGAGAAGGGUAUUGUUCUAUGUCAAAGGAAGUAUGCUUUGGAGGUAUUAGAAGAUGCAGGUUUGUUAGGCUGUAAGCCUAUGAAAAAACCAAUGGAGAAGAAUGUAAAAUUGAGCAAAUAUGGUGGUGAUGUUCUCCAUGAUCCCAGUUCAUAUAGCAGGUUGAUUGGGAGGUUAUUGUAUUUGACUAUCACUCGACCAGAUAUAACCUUUGUUGUGCAUAAGUUAAGUCAAUAUAUGUCAAAACCAAGGGGGCCACACUUAGCUGCUACACAUAGAAUUCUACAAUACUUGAAGAAUGUACCAGGUAUAGGGAUUUUCUUUUCCUCAAGUGCAGAACUUCAUGUAAAGGGAUUUGCAAACUCAGAUUGGGCCUCAUGUCCAGACACUCAAAGAUCAGUGACAGGUUUAACUUCAAAUUCUUCCGAAGUCAACGUGGAAUUGCCAACAACUAAUGUUGCUAUUCCAAUUCCGGAAAAUGUGGAUGUUCCAAUUCCGGAAAAUGCGGAUGUUCCAAUCUCUCAAACACAAUUUCAAAGAAUUGACCUUGAUUCUUUGGAUUAUGAUCCCGGAACACGCAAACAAAUAUGGGAAUAUCAUGUUAAUCAACGUGAUGAAAUUCGACGGGCUUACAUUAAAAAAGGUCCGCACCAACCUCCUCUAGAGACAUUCCAAAAAAGUGGAAAGCACAAUCGUAGCUUUCAAGUUUCUUGGUAUAGAAAUAAUUCAAAAUGGCUUGAAUAUUCUCCUACAACAGAUGCAGCUUAUUGUCUACCUUGCUUUGUCUUUCAUAAUCCAAAUGUGGUUGUGGGACAAAAUACAUUUAUUGUUGGUGGAUUUAGAAAUUGGAAAAAGGUUGGGGGCAAAGAUUGUUCUUUUCAAGUUCAUAUAGGAAAAGAUCCUAACUCAACUCAUAGAGUUGCUGAGCAAAUGUGUAAGGAUUUGAUGAACCAAUCGCAGCAUUUGCAAAGGGUAGUUGAUCAUUUCACUACUAAACAAAUUGCAAAUAAUCGGUUGCAACUGAAGGCCACAAUUUUUAUUGUUGCUGAAAUAAUAGAAAAAGCUCCAAAAAAUGCAACCUACACAUCACCUAGGAUUCAAAAUGAAAUUCUACAUGUUUUCUCAGCCAAAGUGAAGAAGGCCAUUCGGGAAGAAAUUGGUGAUGCAAAGUUUUGCAUAAUGGUUGAUGAAACUCGUGAUGAGUCCAUGAAAGAGCAAAUGGCUGUGGUGUUUAGAUAUGUUGAUGCAAAAGGCUUUGUAAAAGAACGCUUUUUUGGGCUUAUUCAUGUUGUUGACACUGCAGCUUUGACUCUAAAGAAGGAGAUAUAUUCUUUGUUAUCUCAAUAUUGCUUAGAUAUACAAAAUAUUCGAGUGCAAGGAUAUGAUGGAGCAAGCAACAUGCGAGGUAUGUGGAAUAGAUUACAAGCUUUGAUUUUGAAUGAUUGCCCAUAUGCUUACUAUAUCCAUUGUUUUGCACAUCGCUUACAAUUGGCAUUAGUAAAAGCAUCAAAACAAGUUGUUUCCAUUAGUCAUUUUUUUCUUACAUUGCUUUUUCUGAUCAAAAUUGUUAAUGCUUCAUGCAAGCGCAAUGAGCAAUUGAAAGUUGCCAAUGCUAAUGAAAUAGCAUGUUUGAUUGAUCUUGAAAAGCUUGAGACUAGAAGUGGACUUAAUCAAAUUGGCACUUUACAACGACCUGGAGAAACAUGUUGGAGUUCACAUUUUAGAUCAGUUUCUAGCUUAUUAAGGAUGUUUGGUUCAACUGUUGAAGUUUUACAAAAUAUAAUUGAUGGUGCUAUUGAUAGAGAAAAUCGGGCAGAAGGAGAGUCAACUUAUGAAGGUUUAACUUCAUUUGAAUUUGUUUUCAUCUUGCAUCUUGAGAAGGAAACAAUGGAGAUCACUGAUAAACUUUGUCAAGCUUUGCAAAGCCAAUCUCAAGACAUUUUAAAUGCCAUGCAUUUAGUUUCAUCUACUAAAGCACUUAUCCAAAAAUUUAGAGAUGAUGGAUGGGAUAGCUUACUCACCACUGUGAUAUCAUUUUGUGAGAAGCAUCGCAUUGAUGUCUUGGAUAUGAAUGCUCGUUAUGUUGCAAGGCGAGGUCGAGCUCGUAAUCAACAAGAUAACGUUACAAAUGAGCAUCAUUAUCGAGUAAAUAUUUUUUAUGCUACAAUAGAUUCUCAACUACAGGAACUAAAUUAUCGAUUUAAUGAAGAUGCAAUGGAGUUACUUAGGCUUAGCUCAGCUUUAGAACCUCGAGAGGCAUUAAAAUCUUUCAGAAUUAGUGAUCUUUGUUUGUUGGUAAAGAAUUUCUAUCCACAAGAUUUCACAGAUUAUGACAAACAAGUGUUGAAGAAGGAGCUUUAUCAUUUUAAGCAUAAUGUAGUCCAAGAUCCAGAGUUCAAAAAAUUGAAAAGUUUAUCUGAGUUGUCUCAAUGGUUAGUGAGAACUAGAAAUUUAGAACACUACAAACUUGUUUAUAGAAUGGUGAGACUUAUGCUUACUCUUCUAGUUUCUACUGCUACUACAGAGCGAGCAUUUUCAGCUAUGAAACUUGUCAAAACUGAACUUCGAAACAAAAUGGAAGAUGACUUUUUGAAUGACUCUUUGAUGUUAUACGUUGAAAAGGAUAUAGCUUCGACAUUUAGUUUGGAUUCAAUAGUAGAUGAUUUUGAAGAUUUGAAAGAGCGUCGAGUUCCCUUUUCAUAG